Leguminivora glycinivorella is the source of this 3994-nucleotide messenger RNA. It is a transcript of the gene Smurf, whose product is annotated as E3 ubiquitin-protein ligase SMURF2. Gene Ontology annotation, molecular function: ubiquitin protein ligase activity; protein binding. The transcript has 12 exons. Lineage: Eukaryota; Metazoa; Arthropoda; Insecta; Lepidoptera; Tortricidae. The record is from RefSeq and is a predicted model, not a curated record. Bases 145 to 2535 code for a protein of 796 amino acids. Gene Ontology annotation, biological process: negative regulation of BMP signaling pathway; ubiquitin-dependent protein catabolic process.
AUGAAUGGUAAUUUGACAAGUGAAUGAAAUCUCAGAACAGAAAGAAAAAUGGUGGCUGAUGGUUUGUGAAACACUUAUUCCGAGGUGAUAGAAACACAAAAUUAAAAUGUUUUAAGUGUUAUUAUUAGUUAAAAUUAUGACAAAAUGUCGACUCCUGCAUCGGAACGAAAGUAUGGAGCUCAAAAAAUUCGCCUCACAAUUGUUUGUGCAAGGAAUUUGGCGAGGAGAGAUCUCUUUCGAAUGCCAGAUCCUUUCGCCAAAAUAUCAGUCAAUGGAAGUGCUCAGGUAUAUACAACAAAUGCAGUGAAAGCAACCCUGGAUCCAAAAUGGAAUACACAUUAUGAUUUGUAUCUCACUAAAGCAGAUGGAAUUACAAUCAGUGUAUGGAACCAGAGGAAAGUGCAGAAACGUCAAGGAUCUGGGUUCCUCGGGUGUGUGCGCAUCCAGCCAUCAACUGUGCACAAGUUAAAGGACACUGGCUAUCAAUGCCUCGAACUGUGCGAAGAUGGGUCUGGCGAGACAUGUGGGGUCCGGGGCCAAGUGAUAGUAUCCUUGAUGUCCAGAGAUGGGACCCGGGGUGAGCCUGCCUCAGCCGCGGGCGAGGGCUCUCCGCUGGCGGUUGUAGGCCCAGCGGGAGAUGUCAGAGCUCCGAGGGAGCCUGCAGUUCAAAGCACACAGAAGCCACUACCGCAGCAUUGGGAGGAGAGAUUCACUGCUAGUGGCAGAGCGUACUACGUGAACCACGCCCUCCGCCUGACACAAUGGGAGCGGCCGGCGCCCGAGCGCGCGCCCGCCUCCCCCGCCUCCCCGCCGCCCGGCUCCCCGCUCACGCCCGCCACUCCCCUCACUUCCCCGCUCGCGUCGCCCGUCACACCCGUGGCUUCACCCGCCACGUCGCCCACGUCCGACACCGAUGUCAACAACGCGACCUCUAUAUCCAUGAGGCCCGAACCGCAGCCGCAGACUGCCACCCGGCGGCAGCCGGCCGCGCCCGCCGGCUCCGCGCCCGCGUCGCCGGCUACUCCCGCGAUACCAGUGGCCGCCGAUUUGCCUCCGGGAUAUGAAAUGCGCACAACAGCCCAAGGCCAAGUAUACUUCUACAACAGCGGCACCGGCUCCUCGACGUGGCACGACCCGCGGGUACCCACGCACCUGCGCCACUGCUCCGUGGCGGCCGGCCCGCUGCCGCCCGGCUGGGAGAUGCGCCACGCCCCCUCCGGCCGCCCUUACUUCGUCGACCACAACAACAAGACCACCCAGUUCACUGACCCUAGGCUAGCGCUGUCUGCCAGACCGCCUGCUCCCGAGCCCGCAGCGACGCCUGCGCCACCGGCCGCGCCGCCGAGCGAAACUGGCGAUGAGCUCCCGCGCUACAAACGAGAUCUCGCCGCUAAAGCCCGAGUGUUGCGCGCCGAACUUCAAGCGCUGCAGCCGCAAACUGGACACUGCCGGAUAGAGGUUUCACGCAAUCAAGUCCUCGAAGAAUCCUACCGACUGGUAAUGAAGCUCCGAGGCAAAGAGCUCCGCAAACGGCUGCUAGUGAAGUUCCGAGACGAAGAAGGCCUCGACUACGGCGGCGUGGCCAGAGAAUGGCUCCAUCUGUUGGGAGGGGAACUGUUUAACCCUCACUACGGGUUGUUCCAGUAUGCGAAUGCUGGGGACGACCGAUACGCGUUGCAGAUUAAUGCUGAUUCUGGGGUGAAUCCCGAGCAUCUCUCCUACUUCCACUUCGCGGGGCGCAUUCUCGGCGUGGCUUUGUUCCACGGCCACCAGCUCGACGCGGCUUUCACGGCGCCAUUCUACAAGCAACUCCUCGGCAGACCUAUAACUCUUCGAGACAUCCGAGAUGUAGACCCGGAGCUGCACCGCUCACUCUCAUGGAUGCUGGAGAACAGCAUCGCGGGCGUCAUAGACACAACGUUCUCCGUGGAAUGUUCGUCGUUCGGCGCCGUCCGCAGCGUGGAGCUGCGGCCCGGCGGCGCCACCGAGCCCGUCACCGACGCCAACAAGCGCGACUACGUGCGCCUCUACGUCGCGCACCGCUUCACCCGCGGCGCCGAGCGACAGUGGCUCGCUCUACAGAGGGGACUGGCCGACGUGGUCCCGCCUCAGUUACUGCGGCCGCUGUCCCCGCGCGACCUGCAGCCGCUACUCGCCGGGCGCGCCGACCUGGACCCGGCGGACUGGCGGCGCCACACGCGCCUGAAGCACGUGACGGCGGACGCGCCCCUCGUGGGCUGGUUCUGGGAGAUCGUGGAGCAGUUCGACGCCGAGAUGCGCGCCCGCCUGCUGCAGUUCGUGACCGGCUCGCGGCGCGUGCCGCUGGCCGGCUUCCGCGCGCUGCAGGGCUCCACGGGCGCCGCGGCGCCGCGGCUCUUCACGCUGCACCUGGUGGCCGACGCGUCGCCGGACUCGCUGCCGAAGGCGCACACGUGCUUCAACCGCCUCGAUCUCCCGCCCUACCCGACGAAGGAGAAGCUUCACGACAAACUGAAGCAGGCCGUCUUGGAGACGGCCGGCUUCGCCGUCGAGUGACGGCCCGAACGAUAUUAUUAGCGGCUUGUAUAUAUCGCCGACUCUGUGAUGAGUCGGGCCCGGAAAGAGGGAACGUCGCCGCGGCCGGCGCGGUCGUCUGACAGAUUAGUGUUGCCGCCCCGCCGCCGCGAUUUCCCUUAUUUCGUUAAAUACGACAGACACGUUAUUGUAGCCUCUCGAGUCCUAAGCUGUCGCGACUAGUCUGAGUUGUGUUGAAUAGAGGAUGAGACUGACUGAAUUUCUAAAUUAGUAAACAUGACAAAGAUGAUAUUCCCUUAAUAAAUUAGAUUAUUAUUAUACAAAUUGGAAUCGAAAAGUUGUAGACGAUCGUUACAGAUUACCUAAACUUCUCUUGUAGAAAAUUCGAAUAACUUUUGUGACAAACUAAAUGCGUCGCACGUCAGCUUUGCGGCCUUGUGAUAAAGUUUGUUUUUGAUAUUUGUACUUGUGUACCGUCUCUUCAAAAUGGGGACAUUUACGGAAUGGCUUUUUUACCUUUUGUUAUAAAAAGUCUAGGUGGGCUCUUAUGACUAUGACAAGAAGGAAAAAGACAUAUUCAAGGCAACUGAGUUAGUGCUUUAAUUUUAUAGAUUUACUACUUAUAGGUACUCAAUAAUAGUUUACUUAUAUCUGUUAUCAUUUUUAGAUUAAUUUAGUCUAAAUUUUAUACCCAGUAGGUGUCGGUUGCACAAAUUAUAACAUGUGAGUUUUUAACUGACGAGGAACCUUCAUUCAAUAAUUAUGCUCAAAAUCAGUGUAUUAUCAUAAGUUGUAUUGCCAUAUGUGAAUGAGAAACAUUGUGUUUUUCUAGCGAGUGGGCUUCCACAUGCUUUGAUUGAAUUUCCGUAAAUGUAGAAAUAACCGCACAACGUAAUAUAGUUUUAUGUAACAUUUAUUUAUUUAUGUAUACAGUGUUAUGUUUACAAUUCUAUUGACUAAGUAGCCCCUGCUGAUAUGUACAAAGAUGUGUGAAUUACUAAGUACCUAUGUAUUUUUGUAAACUAUAUAAUGUAUCAUAUUUACAAGCCAGUACAAAUGUAACAAUGCAUCUAUAAUAAUUUCAUUGUGUCCAUUAAUCAUCAGGCAUUUGAGCUAAUUUUGCUAAUGCCUUGAUUGAGUGCACAAAUCUAACAAAAUUAAAGGCGCGCUUACUCUAGUCUAAAUUAACUAGGUCGCCUGUAGCAGUAAGGACGCUAACCAUCAUGAACAAUUUCGUACAUUGACCUGCCAUUUACUAUUUCUAUCGCAAUCGCUUAUUUUUUUGGUGUAUCUCUCGCGUAGCGGUACUGACCACAGCCAUAAUUCGAAGGACAGCAAUAUACUUGCUAAAACAAGAAUUCGAAUAAUAUCCAUUAAUAUUAUAUGUAUUUCAUUGUAUGUAUUAUAUGUAAUAUUUAAAAUAUUUAUUAUAAAUAUCUAUUUAUGUAAAAGUAUGUGUAGUAUAUGCUGUAUAUGUAUA